CCCUGCACAUGUUCGGUCAACAGCAGCAGCAGCAAGGUACCAUGCCCCAGUUCCCUCAUAUGUUUGGAGGCACCAACCUAAGGCAGCCAGCCCAAUUCACGGCCUCGCCGUUCAAUGUCGCUCCGGCGCUUCCACUACAGCAGCAACAGCACGCGGCUGAUACAGCUGGGCGUCCUGUCCAACCACCACAGGGCCAGGCUCAAGUCCCGGGCCAAGGUCUCCCUCCUAUGGGGGCUGGGAGGUUCGCUAUGGCAUUCGGUCAGGGUGCUCCUCAGGUCGUGGGGAAUCCUAACGGCAGAGCAAGCCUUGUGGUUGGUCCAGGCCUUGGGAAAGCAUUCCAGGCCCCACCAGGCAGUCGAGUCGCCCAGCCUCAGGCCAUAUCGAAGGCCCCUCAACAGCCUGAGAUGCAGAAACCUUCUACCUCGAUGACCCCGUCGAAAGGUGUCAAGAAUUCUCCGGCUAAGGCUGGCACGCCGGCAUCACGCACGAUCGCGGAUUUGAAAGCUUCCUUGGCCUCGAAAGCCAAGUACAUCACACAGCUUGAACAGGAGCUGGAGUCCAGGAGUCAUCCAGGUUUCAAUGGGCCCACGGGAGAGAGUCCACAUGGCGAGUCUAUUAAGAGGCUCAAGGCUCAACUCGCGUCUAAGGAUGCGCUCAUAGAUGAUCUCAGAGAUGAAGUUCGACGACUCAAGACGUUCAUGGGCGCUUCGACCUCUCGCCCUCUAAGCAGGCCAAGCCCUAGGGAGAGCAAGGGAACUCCGAGCCCUAGGAAGUCUCCUGGUGGUCUUGGUUCAUCGGGCAAGCUACAGAUUCAUCCCUUGCUGACGGGCGAUCCAGCUUUCCCAUAUCAUAGCAUGAAUCGCGAUGAUCCUGUGGACAUGAGAGUUGAGGAGUUCUACAACAGCACCUCUUCGGCGGUGCCGAUCAAAAGAAUCAACCGAAAAUUUUACUCCUUUGGGUCAACCCAGGUGGAAAUCGAUGUAGUUAACGGCAAGCUGCUGGUCCGUACAGAGGACGGAUGGAACAAUGGUAAGUACGGUGCUAUCGAGAAGUUCCUGGUUCACUACGAGCCCACGGAACGUGAGAAAGCGGGAAUGCCCCCCUUUGCUAAUUAGAACAUGGAAUAGUCCUCUACUGCUAUUAUC
This is a messenger RNA of Perkinsus marinus ATCC 50983, 1145 nucleotides long. RefSeq lists its product as hypothetical. The record is from RefSeq and is a predicted model, not a curated record. Lineage: Eukaryota; Perkinsozoa; Perkinsida; Perkinsidae. The transcript has 11 exons. Bases 9 to 1115 code for a protein of 368 amino acids. Gene Ontology annotation, molecular function: microtubule binding.